This is a messenger RNA of Ictalurus furcatus (blue catfish), 2066 nucleotides long. RefSeq names its product hydrocephalus-inducing protein-like. The transcript has 4 exons. Bases 1517 to 1954 code for a protein of 145 amino acids. The record is from RefSeq and is a predicted model, not a curated record. Gene Ontology annotation, cellular component: axoneme. Gene Ontology annotation, biological process: axonemal central apparatus assembly; cilium movement. Lineage: Eukaryota; Metazoa; Chordata; Actinopteri; Siluriformes; Ictaluridae.
AAUACUGCGGCCGAUUAAUUUCUUCAUACAGGAAGCAUCUUGAAGCUGUCAUUAAAAAUAAAGGCUUCUCUACUAAGUUCUAAAUAAAUUUCAGAUAGCGUGUUCAAUACUUUUUUCCUGUGUCAUUCCACUUUAUUACAUAUAACUUAAUUUAUGGACUUUAAUGUUGUGAAUUCUUUAUAUCUCCGGAUUUCUUGAGUUAAUACCAACUUUUGGUGAAAAUGUCAUGUGAAUAGCCCCAUUGGAAAUAUAUUUACUGAAAAAAAUGUUGACUUGUCCAAUACUUAUUUCCCCACUGUAUAUGAGCUCACAGAUGCCCACGACUGGCUAGUGUUGCUGAUACUGACAAGUAAGAGACAGUAUAACAUUCCUUCAAAACCCAGACAGCACAGCCAAUUUUGCUCCCUUGCACCAAUGAAUGUGGAAUCAAGAUUUGAACUUGCAAGAUUUGAUCUCCAAACAAUAGGGCAAACAAUUUUAUGUUCCACCACUUGGGAGUCCCAUGAUGUUUCUCUAAUGUAAAUUCUUUUCUUUUUUUUUUUUUUAAAUAUUGCUGAAGGAAAAGUAUCCACAUACCUUUGCAGACACUGUGGGGCUUAGGGCUUCUGUCUAAAAGUCAAUCUCCCGCUUCUCCUCGGCUGAGUCUUCCAGAGAUGAGGGCAUUAAGAAGGUGAAGCAGCCAGGAGUAAGACAGAAGCUGGACACCACUCUCCUUUUGGGGUAUGGGACUAUUGAGAACAGCAUGGGAGGAGGAAUAGGUGGACCUGUGGGUCCAAGCCCUAACCCAUCCAAAACCUAGGGACAACAUCGGAGGGCUUACUCAUUUUCGCUGGGUUGUGCCGGCAAAUGGAGACGUGACCCUGAAACUGUGGUUUCACUCAGCUGUGCCUGGUGAUUUUAAACAGAGUCAGGGGUUUGAAGUGAUGGAGACCAAGCGCUGAUAUCAGCUCUACUGCAGAGGCAUCUGUGCUUUCCCAUCCAUCAGCAAAGACUAUAAGUAUUACUUGCAAUUCUGGAGAACAGGCAGUAGACCUGUGACCAGAACCCAUUUUUUUGCAACUGUUUGCCCAUAUUCUGUUGUUUAUUCGGAUGGGUUUUAUUUGUGUAUUAUAGGACAGUGUUUGCCCACUGUAAAAAGGCCAUGCAGAAAGAGAAUGGCUUACAGAAGGCAUACGUCAUCCGCUCAGGCCUUUAUGACUUCAGGCCCCUGCUUUGUGGAAGAACUAGAGACAGGUGCUUUAUUUUUCUUGCUCUUACAAUUUAAGCAUGUAUUCCCUAAUAAUAAUAAUAAUUCCCUCAAAUAUUCCUCAUAGUGCUCAUACAUAUAGAAAUUAUUUAAAUAAUGUGUCAAAUGCAUAAUCUUGGAAAUUAAGCAUAUUAUCACAUUGUUAUAAAGGGGAAUUUGUAAAUGACAAAAUGAAUUACUAAGUUACAACACUGUAGCUCUUUACGUAGGUACAAGGAAAAGAAGUCCCCAGAAAACACAGAAAGACUAGUAAUAUACAACAACUCCCCCAUGGAGGCAGAGGUUCAUUUCUGCCUCCACCGAGACACCAAAUCCACCACAUUCAUCCUGGACCCUCUGAGCAUGGUUCUUAAGCCCAAUGAGAGAAAAGAGCUCAGAGUAUGGGCAUACCCCACCACUCCAGGUCUUACAGAAGACAGUGUGGUGUGCUGUAUUAAGGACAACCCAGAACCUGCCGUCUUCUUCAUCUCUUGCAGAGGAGUCCGGCCAAAGCUGGAAGUGGAGUGCAAGCAACUUAAUUUUGAUAAGAUUUUCCUGGACAGUGCCAUGACUCGGGGAAGACCCAGGACCAGGUGGAGAUAUUAUAUCUCCACACUGGCCUGGGAACGCCUCGGGAUCCCCCAGUCAGAGCUGGUUAAUGUGGCUCGGGAAAGGGAAGUUUGGGGUCCCCUGCUGGAGAUGCCGCCCCCGCGACCCAAUAACGGAUAAGCGGUUCAGGAUGGAUGGAUGGACAGUGCCUUCCAGAAUUUUUGCCACCCUUCAUAAAAAGUAGCAAAAAAUAUUGUAUAAUCUUUCCAGUCGAACAGGAGAAACUAUUUAU